UGUACCUUGAGUAUCAACCUCCAUCAUGUCUCUAGGCCGUGUCUCAUACCUAGAGUCGUGGGAACAUCAUCCACCACCAUUCAUUCGGCGACAACCUAGUUUUAAUGAUGCCGCAUCAGGUGACGGGGAAACCAUCAGUCGACAUUCCCGCGCACAAAGCCCCGACACAGCUUUUUUACAUUCUUCGUUACCGUCGAGCUUCUCCAAUAGAGCUGUGCGCCACAGAUUGAGCUUCAACCCCGUUGUAGGAAGAGGAUGGGCCCAUAGUUCUGCAGCCGAACCAGAUGAAGAGCACAGACCGCUGUUUCGGUCUGAUGUCAGCCCUGACUUGACGGUUAGGGAUGGAGUUUCGGCGAGACUCGCAGAAGAAGGAGUUGCAGUAGAGGACGUAUUUCGGGAUCCAAAGUGGGAUACUGCAGUGACAACCCCGGCUUUUGAAGUGAGCAGUGGAAAGAGAAUAUUACAGGUGGCAGUAGCAGUUACUUAUUGCUUGCUUGCUGCCGGUCCAGUGUUUGGUUUCGCGGCCAUCAAACCAGUAUUUAUACGGGAAGGUGUUUACCGAAAUCGAUGUACUAGUGAGGAACUAGAACAUGGAUUUGGGCUAUGUUAUGGGCAAGAGACUCGACUCAAUUUGAUGUUCACCAUCGCGGCAGUUGCGACGAAUAUUUGCGCCUUGCCGGUAGGCACAUUGCUCGAUACUUACGGCCCCAGAGUCAGCGGAAUUAUAGGAAGCGUCCUCAUAGCUAUCGGUGCUCUUUUAUUGGCAAUCGCCUCCAGAAUCCAUUUCGAUGCCUAUAUUCCCGGAUAUCUUUUUCUCGCAUUGGGCGGUCCUUUUGUGUUCAUCUCGUCUUUCCAGCUGUCGAAUGCCUUCCCUUCACGUUCCGGCUUAAUUUUGUCACUUUUGACUGGCGCAUUCGACGCGUCGAGCGCUCUGUUUCUGAUUUUCCGACUUAUCAAUGAGAAAACUGAUGGCAUGUUUACCGUUCAGAAGUUCUUUACAAUUUAUUUGAUUGUCCCGGUAUUCAUUCUACUCGCUGAAUUGUUCAUUAUGCCAGGCACUUCUUACAAGACUGCUGGCGAGCUCGUUCUCCAAGCAGAACAAGCCAUUGUUGCGGAAGCCAAUGACACUGUUGAUGAGUCCCUACCGGAGCCGGACGAGGCUGAGAGGCAGCGUGAAGACCGCCGGGCUCAACGACAGGAUAUUGUUAAUAACAUACAAGGUCUCCUUGAGGGCUCCAACGAUCGGAAGAUUGAUGACGUGAUUUUCCGCGAGGCUGUACCGGAAGCAGCUAAUCACCAAAUUCAGGAACCUGUUCAGAAACCCGAUACUCGAUCUCCAGUAUCAAGCGACAACAAACACAGGUCAGGGGGUGUUUGGGGCGCUAUGCACGGAGCGUCAGCUCUUCAGCAGAUCCGCAGUCCCUGGUUCAUCCUUAUCACUGUGUUUACGGUGCUGCAAAUGCUGCGCAUCAACUACUUCGUCGCAACAGUUCGGUCUCAAUAUGACUAUCUCCUUGGCUCGCCAGAACUAGCUAAGCAGCUAAAUGAGUUCUUUGACCUUGCGCUCCCGGUAGGAGGGCUCAUUGCCAUCCCGUUUAUUGGCACUGUUCUUGACACUGCCAGCACCGCAAUGGUUCUUUUCGCUUUGGUUAGCACGUCCACCAUUAUUGGUAUUCUUGGUUGUAUUCCCGGCAAUACUGGCUUCGGAUAUGCCAAUGUCAUUCUGUUUGUAGCUUAUCGUCCGUUUUACUACACUGCGGUCUCAGACUAUGUAGCGAAGGUGUUUGGGUUCCAGACCUUUGGCAAAGUAUACGGACUGGUAAUUGCUCUUGCCGGUAUUUGUAACUUUCUGCAGACGGGCCUUGAUGCGUUGACUUUUAAGGUCUUUCAUCGUAACCCUACGCCGGCAAAUAUUAUCCUGACCGUUGCGGUUGCUGUUGUCGGCUUCUUCCUGGUGACUUAUGUUUCUUCCAAGGCUCGCGCUUUGGCACAUGCACACUCGCAAACUGACGGAACUGGGGAAGAGCAAGCGUUGAUAUCGGAGGAUCAGAGUGGAGGUCAGAACGGGGGUUCGUACGGAACGGUUUGA
This is a messenger RNA of Talaromyces stipitatus ATCC 10500, 2089 nucleotides long. RefSeq names its product MFS transporter Fmp42, putative. The transcript has 3 exons. Lineage: Eukaryota; Fungi; Ascomycota; Eurotiomycetes; Eurotiales; Trichocomaceae. The record is from RefSeq and is a predicted model, not a curated record. The coding region runs from base 26 to 2089 and encodes 687 amino acids. Gene Ontology annotation, cellular component: fungal-type vacuole membrane.